This is a messenger RNA of Amphibalanus amphitrite, 1452 nucleotides long. Its product is annotated as leukotriene A-4 hydrolase-like. Bases 1 to 1452 code for a protein of 483 amino acids. The record is from RefSeq and is a predicted model, not a curated record. Gene Ontology annotation, biological process: peptide catabolic process; proteolysis. Gene Ontology annotation, molecular function: metallopeptidase activity; zinc ion binding; epoxide hydrolase activity. NCBI's taxonomy places the organism in Eukaryota, Metazoa, Arthropoda, Thecostraca, Balanomorpha, Balanidae. Gene Ontology annotation, cellular component: cytosol. The transcript has a single exon.
AUGCCGUACGUGUUCUCGCAGUGCCAAGCAAUCCACUGCCGCUCCAUGGUGCCCCUGCAAGACACGCCGUCUGUGAAAAUGAGCUACACAGCCGAGAUUACUGUGCCCGUCGGUAUGACAGCUCUCAUGUCCGCGCUUCGCGAAGGUAACGAAACCACCGGCAACUGGACGACGUUCCGGUUCCGACAGCCUGUGCCGAUUCCGUCCUACCUGAUCGCGCUGGCGGUCGGCGAUCUGGCCUCACGGUCACUGGGCGAGCGAUCCAACGUCUGGGCUGAGCCGGAGCUUGUCGAUCGGGCCGCUCACGAGUUCGCCGAGACGGAGCAGAUGCUGCAGCUGACCGAGACCAUGCUCGGUCCGUACCUCUGGGGUGUGUAUGACUUGCUGGUGCUGCCGCCCAGCUUCCCCUAUGGAGGCAUGGAGAACCCGUGUCUUACGUUCGUCACUCCGGCGCUUCUCGUCGGAGAUAGAUCCAUGACUGACGUUGUCGCACACGAAAUCAUCCAUAGCUGGAUCGGUAACCUGGUCACCAACCGAAACUGGGAGCACUCCUGGCUCAACGAGGGCUUCACCAUGUUCCUCGAGAGAAAGAUCCUCGGGAAGUUACAAGGAGCUCCUGUGAUGCAUCUCACGGCAUCCAGUGGCUGGAAGGAGCUCAAUGACACCGUGCAAACGAUCGGCAUCACUAGCCCCCUUACCUGGCUCGUGCCGAGGUUGAAAGGCGUUGACCCCGAGGAUGCCUUCUCACUCAUCGCUUACGAGAAAGGCCACGCUCUGUUGUGGUAUCUCGAACAAUUCAUGGACGGAAGUGACCAGAUGGAAGCAUUCCUGAAGUCCUACGUGAACAAGCACAAGUACCUAGCGGUCGACUCCGGGGAUUUCCUCUCCUAUCUCUUUGAGUACUUUUCCAAGGGAUCGAAGGACUCUCUGUUUGCUGAAGUCGACUGGAAGGCGUGGUUCGAUUCUCCCGGUAUGCCGCCCUACACGCCGAUGUUCGACACAUCUUUGAUCGACUCCUGCAGUCGGCUGCGUCAGCAAUGGGUCGACUGGAACGAAACCAGCCCGGCGCCUUUCUCAUCUGCUGACAUCAACGCUCUCUCCACCAUCCAGAUCAUCGAGUUCCUGUCGCAGCUUCUCGAGCAGCCACCACUAACGCUGACCAAGCUGAAGCUGAUGGAGCAGCUCUACGACAUGAACGCGCGCGCUAACGCCGAGAUCCGGUACCGCUGGCUGCGACUGUGCGUCAGGGGUCGGUGGAAGGAGCAGGUGCCGGCUGUUCUGGAGAUGGUGAACACCCACGGCAGGCUCAAGUACGUCCGACCUCUCUACCGCGAACUGUACGACUGGAAGGAGAUGCGCAACCGAACCAUCGAUAACUACCAGAACAACAAGAAGUACAUGAUGUUUGUAUCGGUGCAUACUGUUGCGAAAGACCUGAAUCUGAUUGAAUAA